GAGGAGUUAUUAUUUAAUGUUUCAUGAAAUGUUAAAUUCACACAUCGAGGAUUCACCAUUUACGCAUAAAAAUGAGUUCAUUGAGAGUAAUCUUUGCUUUUUCUGUGAGAUGUUUUGUGUUCUCACUUGUCGUGCAACUAAGAAUGAGAACACUAUGCACUGCUGCUGCUGCUGAUGGAAACAAGACUGAUCAUCUUUCCUUGCUAGACUUCAAGGCAAAGAUUAGGCAUGACCCUCAGUAUUCUUUGAAAUCCUGGAAUGAUUCUGUCCAUUUCUGCAACUGGGAUGGCGUCAUAUGCAGCAGCAAACAUAGAAGAGUCACCGUUCUUGAUCUUCAAUCUAAAGGCUUGGUGGGUUCGUUGUCUCCACACGUAGGAAACCUGAGUUUCCUUCGACAGCUUAUCCUUCAAAACAACACACUGCAGGGAGAAAUUCCACAAGAAAUUGGCCAUUUGUUUAGGCUACAAGUAUUACGUUUAGAGAACAACUCCUUUGAAGGUGAAAUUCCAUCCAACUUAUCACACUGCUCGAACCUCUUUUUCCUCAGGUUAGGUUACAACAAGCUAGUAGGAAAGAUUCCAGUUGAGCUUUCCACUUUAUCUAAUCUCAUACGACUCUCAAUUAUAGGGAAUUAUUUCAGCGGAGGCAUUCCACCUUCUCUAGGUAAUCUCAGCUCACUUGAAGUUUUUGCUGCUGAUGGAAAUCUCUUGGAUGGAACUAUUCCUGAAUCCUUUGGUAAACUCAAGUACUUAGCAUAUAUCGGCCUUCAUGGCAAUAAGCUCUCGGGUACUUUUCCUGCAUCCAUCUACAACCUUUCUUCCAUCAUUUUCUUGCUGGUGUCUGAUAAUUUGCUUCAUGGAAGUAUUCCAUCAAAUAUCGGUCUCCAACUACCUCAUCUUCAGGAAUUAGAAAUGUGGGGAAACCAUUUUAGUGGAUCCAUACCAGUUUCAUUAUCCAAUGCUUCAGAGCUUGUAUACGUCGACUUAGGAACAAACAAUUUCACAGGAAAAGUAUUAUCAGCUCAUUUUGGAGGCUUACGACACCUGUCUCAUUUAGCUUUGUAUCAAAAUAGUCUUGGUAGCAAUAAAGAUGAUGAUUUAGAUUUUAUCACUUCUUUGCUCAACUCCACCAGCUUUGUUUUUCUUGAUCUAUCCACCAAUCAGCUUGAGGGAGCGUUUCCGAAUUCUGUCGCCAAUUUAUCAUCACCACUUCAAUGGCUAUCACUUGGGCAAAACAGAAUACAUGGAAGGCUCCCUUCAUGGUUGAGUGGUCUUGUUAGCUUGUCUAGGUUGAGUAUACAAUUUAACCAAAUCACUGGCUCUAUUCCAUCAGAUAUGGGUAAGCUUCAAAAUCUAUAUUCAAUGUUUUUUGACCAUAAUAGAUUAACAGGAAUAAUUCCUUCAUCAAUUGGAAACUUAUCAUUCUUAAAUCUACUUCACUUGAAUGAUAAUAACUUACAUGGUACCAUCCCUUCUAGCCUUGGAAAUUGCCAUGAGUUAGUAUUCAUUGACCUUUCACAAAACAACCUCAAUGGCUCCAUAUCUGACCAACUUUUUGCUCUCCCUAGUAUGCUUGUUUCAAUAGAUCUAUCUCAAAACCAAUUGGUUGGAUCCAUCCCUUCAGAAGUUGGCAACUUAGUGAAUAUGAAUGAAUUGAUUGUAUCCAAAAACAAUCUAUCUGGCAAUAUUACUGAUGACCUUGGUCGUUGUAAUAGCCUUGAGUUUCUUCGUCUGGAUGACAACAAUUUCCAAGGUACCAUUCCCACAUCAUUUGAAGCCUUAAAAGGUCUGAGAGAGUUAGACCUGUCCAAGAAUAAUUUAUCAGGCGAAAUUCCAGAGUAUUUUGUGAAAUUUGCUCUGGAAUAUUUGAAUUUGUCCUAUAAUGAUUUCGAAGGCGAGGUUUCAAUGGAAGGUGUUUUUGCAAAUUCAAGUGUAAUAUCAUUAGAAGGUAACGACAAGCUUUGUGGGGGAAUAGAAGAACUCAAGCUGCCAACUUGCCGGGUAUCAAAGAAAAGCAAGUCUGAUCAUGUUAAAAUAAUUGCAAUCUCAAUAUCAUCUGUCUUUGCUGUGGCUCUGAUAUCAGCCUUCUUUUAUUGCUGGUUCCAACAUCCGAAAACUGAGGUAGUUUCUGACACCUUGGUACUGAAAUCAUUGGAGGAAGUUUCAUACAAGAGCAUUCUUAAGGCAACUAAUGGGUUCUCUGCUGAAAGUUUGAUUGGUGCGGGAAGCUUUGGUUCUGUCUACAAAGUAAUUCUUGAUGAGGACGGACCAGCUCUUGCAAUCAAAGUACUCAACCUCCAACACCGGGGGGCUUCAAAGAGUUUUAUGGCCGAAUGUGAAGCCUUGAAAAGCAUUCGCCAUCGAAAUCUUGUGAAGAUCAUAACUUCCUGCACAAGUAUUGAUUUUCAAGGAAAUGACUUUAAAGCACUUGUUUAUGAGUACAUGCCAAACGGAAACCUAGAAAACUGGUUACAUCUGGGUUCAGGUAUAGGGGUUGCUCCUUUUGAAACUAACAGUCUAAGCCUUCUGCAAAGAAUAGACAUUGCUAUUGAUAUUGGGAAUGCACUGGAUUAUCUCCACCAUCAGUGUGAAAGGCCUAUUAUUCAUUGCGAUCUAAAGCCAAGCAAUGUUCUUCUUGAUAUAGACAUGGUUGCUCAUAUCGGAGAUUUUGGUCUGGCAAAGUUUCUACCUCAACUAGCGAAUCCUGCUCAAAGUAGCUCAAUGGGGGUGAGAGGGACAAUUGGUUAUGCACCUCCAGAGUAUGGUCUAGGAAGUGAGGUCUCGACGAGUGGAGAUGUUUACAGCUAUGGGAUCUUACUUCUGGAGAUGAUGACAGGAAAGAAACCCACAGACGACAACUUUACAGGAAACCAUAACCUUCAUAGCAUUUGCAGAAUGGCAUUACCUGAUGAAGUGUCGGAGAUUGUAGAUCCAAUUCUGCUACAAGGAGAUGAAACGAAUAAUAAUCAAGGGUCAAUGGAACCAAAAGCUGCAGAUAGCAAAGUCAAAUGCUUAAUUUCCAUGAUCAAAGUUGGGAUAGCAUGUUCCAUGGAGUCUCCUCAAGAUAGAAUGGACAUAAGUAAUGCACUCACUAAUUUACACUACAUAAAAAGUAAUUACAUCCGAACCAGAGAGGGUUUAUGAAGUUCGAAGAACACUGGAAGUGGAUCAUUAAAACCAUAUUUUCAUGGUUUUUACUCCACGGGCUUGUAUUAAACAUUUGCAAGUAUGACAUAUAUAUGUUCAGCUUGGAUGUAGUGUGAGCUCUCUAAUAUAGAAAAAUAUGCUGUGUGUAUAAUUAACAGAAUUUGUACCUUACUUCAAUAUAUAAUUAUGAGGAAAACGACUAAAACUAAGUGGCCCAGUUCCAUUGGCAUGAUUUGAUCGCAAGUGCAAGAGGCUCCAGAAGAUUAAGAUCCUCGAGGAAUUAUCACCACUCAUGACUGUAUAUGCAAUAUCAUGCUUGGUGAUAGUUGUUAAUUAAUAUCUCUUUUUUUGCUAUUAUAAACCUUGUUGGAUUUAGAUUCA
This is a messenger RNA of Ricinus communis (castor bean), 3527 nucleotides long. Its product is annotated as probable LRR receptor-like serine/threonine-protein kinase At3g47570. Gene Ontology annotation, molecular function: ATP binding; protein binding; protein kinase activity. Gene Ontology annotation, biological process: protein phosphorylation; hormone-mediated signaling pathway. Lineage: Eukaryota; Viridiplantae; Streptophyta; Magnoliopsida; Malpighiales; Euphorbiaceae. The transcript is spliced from 3 exons. Gene Ontology annotation, cellular component: plasma membrane. Bases 72 to 3143 code for a protein of 1023 amino acids. The record is from RefSeq and is a predicted model, not a curated record.